CCCUAUUAAAAAACAGAGACCCCCACAAAACACACAACACAGAAAACACUAUGUUUCUCUCUAUCUAAUUUAUUUAAUAGUUUUGGAAAUUAAAUUGGGUGAAUUAAUUGUAAUUAUAAAAGUGUUUAAAUCGGUGAAAAAAGUGAGUUUUGUUGUCGGUGUUGUUGUUUGAAGAGAUGGGGAAGAAGAGAAAAUCAACAGCGACGAGUCUAGACGAGGUGGAUCGGACUAUGUACGCGUCGUUUUGUAGCGCUGCUAAUUCUUUAUCACAGCUUUAUACCCAGUCUAUGAAUCACCAGAAAUUGUCCUUUCAGGCCGGUGAAAGACACGGUCUUGAAAAACUUUAUCAAUGGAUUUGGAGACAACAAGAGGGAGGAUCAAGAGUGACUACAGUUGAUAUACUCAAUUACAUUCAGAAUGAGGUAGACUAUAGUGGAGAAGAGCCACCAGCGUCGCCUAGAGCGCCACAGCACAAUCAGAAUUCACAGCCUAUUCAAAUCACAAAUUCCAGCUUCCUUUCAUCAGGGUCGUCUGGUCCAGUAUCCGCAGGCCAGGUUGUCCGCUCUGAACAAUGUGAUCAACCCCCAAAAAAUUCAGUGUUCUCAAAUGCGUUGUCAAGCCCCAUUCGGAGGAGCCUCCAGAACUAUCACAUUGCACAGGGAGGUUAUUAUGCAACUGGUGGUCCACCAUCCGGAAAUGGACACCGCAGUAAUGAUGCCAGCUUUGUUCAGAACCAGAAUCGGGAUCCCAAUCCUCCAAGUUCCAACGAUUCUUCAAUGGACAUCUAAUUUAAGCAGGUGUUAAGAAGCUGUAUGGUAUGCUGUAGGUAGACGAAUUGGAUGGGGUUUGCAGUUUCAUUAUCUUACUGUUUAGGCACAUGGAAAUGGUUACUUCAUACAAGAAUAAUGGCGCUACGCUGUUGACUUGUAUGAGUGUGUGGAGAAGAAUAGCUAAUCGUGUGAAUUCUCUUGGGGAUGAAAAAUGGCAUAUGAUGGGCACCAUAACCUGUUAGUUUUAUAUCAUUUAUCGUCUUUUGAAUGCUUAAGUUGCAUCUUUAAUGUCAUGUAAAGCUUGUGGUUGAAUCGACUUUGCAACUUAUUAAAUGGUAAUAUUUGUUACAUUUAAUCUUGAAA
Messenger RNA from Mercurialis annua (annual mercury), 1133 nucleotides. RefSeq lists its product as uncharacterized. Bases 177 to 788 code for a protein of 203 amino acids. The transcript has 3 exons. The record is from RefSeq and is a predicted model, not a curated record. NCBI's taxonomy places the organism in Eukaryota, Viridiplantae, Streptophyta, Magnoliopsida, Malpighiales, Euphorbiaceae.